UCCCUCUGCCGAUUCUCUUCGCUUUUCUAUUCCUCUUCGCUGGUCUCCUCGAGUUGGCGGAGAGAAGAAAAGAAGGAAACACGCCAGAUUUCAGAGAGAGAGAGAGAGAGAAGGAAACACGCCAUGGAGUCCGGAGCGGAGACGUCGUGAAGUAUUGAGUUUCGUACGUCGGCGGCGGCGGCGGCGGCUCGAGGGCAAGGUGGGUCGGAGCUUCUCGCCUGAUUCAUGGCAUCAUACUUUGGGAGUUUAUUAAGUAUUUGCAAGGUUAAAUGAUUGACCAUUUCGCUCAAAUCAAGGAUGUUGUCAUUGUUAAAAGGAUGUAGUUUCUUGUCAUGAUGUCUAUCCUCGGCUCAAGAUUCUAACUCAGUUGGGUCAUCAACGUCAAGGAUGGACUGGUUGAAGGAUCAAUUAAACAUGUUUAUGUUCAGUUUAUACAGUGAAUCUCCUAAACCAUCAGAAUUCUGGAUCCCCAUUGCUGCAUACCUCACUGUUGGUAUACUCAGUCUUUUGAUGUUUUUGUACCUCUUCUCGUUGUGGAGGCGAAAGAUCAGUGUAAGCUGGAUGAAAGUGAUCGCCCGGUCAAAAAGGAGAAACUUCGAGAGAAAUCAAAAGGUCCCUACUGCUGAACAUAUAUGGUCUGCAGAAUCUCUACUUCGUGCAAAAGGACUGAGGUGCUGUGUGUGCCUAGAAUCUAUUACACCUGCUCAGCCCCUUGGGACAGUGAUAACAUCAGAGAACAUGGUUCACCGCUGUGAUGUUUGUGGUGCCGCUGCGCACACGAUCUGCUCUUCAUACUCUCAGAGGGACUGCAAAUGUGUCUCGUUGCUGGGUUGGAAGCAUGUAGUCCAUCAAUGGACCGUGCUGUGGACCGAUAUAGCUGACCAGCCUGAAGAAGCUCAGUAUUGUAGCUACUGUGAGGAGCCAUGCAAUGGGUCUUUUCUUGGAGGUCCAAUAUACUGCUGCAUGUGGUGCCAACGGCUGGUGCACGUUGAUUGCCACUCAAGCAUGUCUACCGAGACAGGCGAUGUUUGCGACCUCGGUCCAUUCAGACGCCUAAUUCUUUCCCCACUUCACGUUGGGGCCAAGAACAAGCCUGGUGGGAUUUUAAGUUCUAUAACUCAAGGUGCAAAUGAGCUUGCGUCCACCGUGCGGGGACAUCUUAGGAACCGAGGUAAAAGGCAGAAAUAUGAUAAAAGAUUGUCUUCUGACUCUAUGGCUGGUGAGAGCAACGAUGAUUCAUCAAGCGAUACCGCACCAUAUUCUAACCAGAGGGCCAAGGAAUUAAAAACAAAUGUUGGCAGUGUUCAGAGACAUGCUGAGAAUGAACAUGAUAGUAGCGAGAGCGAUUGUAAAGAGGUCGUAUCAGAACCGAGAAGACUCCAUAAUGAUGACACAGGAGGAGCCAAACUCAAGUAUGUGUUGACUGACCUGCCUGCUGAUGCCAGACCUCUUCUAGUAUUUAUCAACAAGAGAAGUGGAGCUCAGCGUGGAGAUUCUCUCAAGCACCGGCUACAUUUCCUUUUGAACCCGGUGCAGGUGUUUGAGUUGAGUUCAUCACAAGGGCCAGAGGCAGGAUUAUUGUUGUUCCGAAAGGUACCACAUUUCAGAAUACUUGUGUGUGGUGGCGACGGUACUGUUGGUUGGGUUCUCGAUGCAAUAGAUAGACAAAAUUAUGCAUCACCUCCGCCUGUUGCAAUUCUUCCAGCUGGCACUGGCAAUGAUCUUUCAAGGGUUUUAUCAUGGGGAGGCGGUCUCGGUUCUGUUGAGAAGCAAGGUGGCCUCUGCACAGUUCUGCAUGACAUAGAGCAUGCGGCAGUCACCAUUCUAGACAGAUGGAAGGUAACAGUAGAAGAUAAGCAAGCACAGAACGUGCUUUUGGUGAAGUACAUGAAUAAUUAUCUAGGUAUUGGUUGCGAUGCAAAGGUUGCACUUGACAUUCAUAAUCUCCGCGAGGAAAAUCCAGACAAGUUCUACAGUCAGUUCCUAAACAAGGUGCUGUAUGCAAGGGAAGGCGCAAAGAGUAUCAUCGAUAGGACAUUCGCAGACCUACCUUGGCAAGUUAGGCUAGAGGUUGACGGAGCUGAGAUCGAUAUACCAGAGGAUUCAGAAGGCGUCCUCAUUGCAAACAUCCCAAGCUAUAUGGGAGGGGUUGACUUGUGGCAGAACGAGGAGGAGAAUCUCGACAACUUUGACCCACAGUCGAUCCAUGACAAGAUGCUUGAAGUAGUUAGCAUCAGUGGAACCUGGCACCUGGGGACACUUCAGGUCGGUCUUUCUCGUGCGCGGAGGAUCGCUCAGGGCCAAUCGAUCAAGCUACGGUUCUCUGCCCCUUUCCCGGUUCAGGUGGACGGGGAACCUUGGGUCCAGCACUCGUGCACGCUGAAGAUAUCCCAUCAUGGACAGGCUUUCAUGCUAAAGCGAGCAAUCGAGUCGUCGCUUGGCCAUGCCACCGCGAUCGUCACGGACGUGCUUGAACAUGCCGAGACGAGUCAAGUGAUCACGACGUCGCAGAAGAGAGCCCUCCUGCAAGAAAUGGCCCUAAGGCUCGCGUAAAUCCUCACCGCGAGGCGAACGCCGCGGAGCAUUGCUUUGCUGUGGUUGAACCGCAACGGCAGGAGCACCUUGUCCUCGACGGUGACAUGCAGGAAGGCUGUGCAAAGGGAUAUGUACAGUGUGAUUGUUGUGUUGUGUGUACAUGAUGUAGGCCUUUGUGCAGUCACGGAAUGCCUCUGGGUGUUGAAGCGUGCAAAAAAGAUGUUGUUCUUGUCUGAUA
Messenger RNA from Triticum urartu, 2773 nucleotides. The record is from RefSeq and is a predicted model, not a curated record. NCBI's taxonomy places the organism in Eukaryota, Viridiplantae, Streptophyta, Magnoliopsida, Poales, Poaceae.